Messenger RNA from Triplophysa dalaica, 1058 nucleotides. It is a transcript of the gene cwc15, whose product is annotated as CWC15 spliceosome associated protein homolog. Gene Ontology annotation, molecular function: RNA binding. The record is from RefSeq and is a predicted model, not a curated record. Gene Ontology annotation, biological process: mRNA cis splicing, via spliceosome. Bases 182 to 880 code for a protein of 232 amino acids. The transcript is spliced from 7 exons. Lineage: Eukaryota; Metazoa; Chordata; Actinopteri; Cypriniformes; Nemacheilidae. Gene Ontology annotation, cellular component: catalytic step 2 spliceosome.
UCGUGUGUGCAUGCAGCGGUGGCUGUUGGGAUACUAGUGUCUAAAAGCAGCCGUGGCUAUAACAGCCAACAUAAAUAUAUAAAGCUGUUUUUUACGGUUUAGUGUGGUGAGUUUUAUAGUGUCGUUGUUAUAUUGCCAGUAUAAAGUGAGUUUUCGAUCAUCUUGCUGCAGAUAACUGAAGAUGACCACAGCAGCAAGGCCAACAUUUGAGCCUGCCCGGGGAGGACGAGGUAAAGGAGAAGGUGAUCUGAGUGCUUUAUCCAAACAGUACUCAAGCAGAGAUCUGCCAGGACACACCAAGAUCAAAUACAGGCAGCCCACCCAGGAUGCUCCAGAGGAGGUGAGAGCUCGUGAUUUCAGACGUGAGCUGGAGGAAAGAGAGAGAACUGUUGUGAAGAGCAGAGACAGAGGAGCAAGAGAACACACCACCUCUUCAUCUUCAUCCUCCUCAAAGCGGCCACGUCUGGAUCAGAUUCCUGCUGCCAACCUCGAUGCCGAUGAUCCCCUUACUGAUGAGGAUGAAGACUCAGACUCAGGUUCUGACAGUGAUGAUGACACCGCUGCCCUGCUGGCUGAACUAGAGAAGAUCAAGAAAGAGAGAGCUGAGGAACAGGAGAGGAAGGAAAGGGAACAGAAGGCAGAGGAGGAGCGGAUACGUAUGGAGAACAUUCUGAGUGGAAAUCCACUGCUUAAUCUGGCAGGCCAGCAACCACCACCACAGAUCCAGAACACAUUCAGUGUAAAAAGAAGGUGGGACGAUGAUGUCGUGUUUAAGAACUGCGCUAAAGGGGUGGAUGAAUCCCGGAAAGAGAAACGCUUCAUUAACGACACACUGCGUUCUGAAUUCCACAAGAAAUUCAUGGAGAAAUAUGUUAAAUGAGGCGUUCUGUUAUAUGCUUCCAACUAUUUUUAUGUCUUCGUUCUAUGGUAAAUAUUGUUUUGUUUUUUUUCAUUUUAAAAUCUCCUUUUCUUAUGUGCUGUCAUUUAGUAUUUGCAGUGUAAUAGAAGUGUACUUUGAAUAAACAGUGAACAAAAUAAAGAAUAUAUUUGUGAAUGCA